CUAAUUGUAUUCUCUAUAGUAUGAUGCCUGUACUCCUACUCCUACUUGUUCUGGUUGAAGAAGGGGCUGGACGCAAUGUAGUUCAGUUCACUGAAAACUCAAGACUGGAUAUUCUUAAAGAUAUAUUUGGAGGAACAGAUUCUACUGAUGCAAGAGCUGGAUUAGGUAGAAAAGAACGACUCCAGGACUUGUUAGAUGGAAUGCUUGAAGCUGAGGGUUGGUUACCGGUUAGAAUCCUGGCUAUGGCGGUCACUGUAGGCCUGGAGUUUAGCAAGCCUGUUAUUUCUGUCAGAGGUCCAACCUCCAACUGCCAUUUUGCUCCUGUAUGUCUGGACCUUGCCUGUGGGAAAUGUUACGACCCUAUGACCUCUCUGCAUGGAGACUGUGGGUCUCUUUCAUUCUUUAGAUGCUCUUCCCUUCUUCCACAAGAGUGCCUUCCUUGGACAUGUGCAACAGGUGGAUCUCUGACUCCAUCUUUUCUUCGGAACUUUUUGCCUCGCAGUGCUGGUUGCGGUAGCACAGCAUUAAACAUCAUCACUGCAGAGAAUACCAAGCUAUCCUCUUCAAUACAACUCACUGGAUUAGGUUUAACUAUGAACUCCUUGACUCGGUGCUCCGAGGAAGAUGUUUGCUGGGAUAGCGCUUGUAAUAAUAUUUAAUUCUAAGGUUUAACUAUGAACUCCUUGACUCGGUGCUCCGAGGAAUAUGUUUGCUGGGAUAGCUC
This is a messenger RNA of Eurytemora carolleeae, 724 nucleotides long. RefSeq lists its product as uncharacterized. The coding region runs from base 21 to 659 and encodes 212 amino acids. The record is from RefSeq and is a predicted model, not a curated record. The transcript is spliced from 7 exons. NCBI's taxonomy places the organism in Eukaryota, Metazoa, Arthropoda, Copepoda, Calanoida, Temoridae.